Messenger RNA from Hibiscus syriacus, 400 nucleotides. Its product is annotated as arabinogalactan protein 41-like. The coding region runs from base 16 to 321 and encodes 101 amino acids. NCBI's taxonomy places the organism in Eukaryota, Viridiplantae, Streptophyta, Magnoliopsida, Malvales, Malvaceae. The record is from RefSeq and is a predicted model, not a curated record. The transcript has 3 exons.
CUCACGACAUUGGAAAUGGAAAGCCAGAGUGGCCGUUUCUUCCUUGAGAUUCCCUCUUCUCGCCUUCUUUUUAAACCCUCUCAUCGUUCUCAAAAUCAAAUUCCAGAAACAAAAGUAGAAGAAGACGGAAUGGAGAUUUUAAGAGUCGGGUUUGCAGUAAUGGCCGUUGUUGCAUUGGCGGUGAAUCUGUUUGCACCUUCCAUGAAUGCUCAGAGCCUCGCUCCUGCACCUCCACCCACCAGCGAUGGGGCGACGCUUGAUCAGGGAAUUGCUUGUAUUUUGAUGCUGGUUGCUCUGGUGAUCACGUAUAUCAUUCACUGAUGCUGAUGAUCUUCGUUCAGACUGCUUUUUUUUCCAUCUUCUGUUUGCGAUGAGAGCUUGUAAUUAUUCCCUCUUCUUU